Molecule: messenger RNA, 1286 nt
Organism: Sinocyclocheilus grahami
Lineage: Eukaryota; Metazoa; Chordata; Actinopteri; Cypriniformes; Cyprinidae
Product: golgin subfamily A member 7B-like
Exons: 5
Coding region: 87-560 (157 amino acids)
Biological process (GO): protein targeting to membrane; peptidyl-L-cysteine S-palmitoylation
Cellular component (GO): palmitoyltransferase complex
Source: RefSeq, a predicted model, not a curated record
CGUUCAUCCCCGCGCGCAAGCGUUCAUUCCCGUUUCUCCGGACGGUUUCAGCACCCGGGACAAGCAUCUCGCGCUCGCAUGGCAACAUGGCCACGGAGUUCCAUAACCUUCAGGAGUUGAGACACAGUGCAUCUCUGGCCAAUAAAGUCUUCAUUCAGAGAGACUACACGGAUGGCACUGUCUGCAAGUUCCAGACCAAGUUCCCCUCUGAGCUAGAAAGCAGGAUUGAGAGGACACUGUUUGAGGACACGGUGAAGACGCUGAAUAAUUACUAUGCAGAGGCGGAGAAGAUCGGAGGCCAGUCCUACCUCGAGGGAUGUCUGGCCUGCCUCACAAUUUACCUCAUAUUCCUGUGCAUCGAGACACGCUAUGAGAAGGUGCUGAAGAAGAUCUCGCGGUACAUUCAGGAGCAGAAUGAGAAGGUCUACGCUCCUCGAGGUCUCCUCAUCACAGACCCCAUAGAGAGAGGCAUGAGAGUCAUUGAGAUCAGUGUGUACGAGGAUCGUGGCUCCAGCGGUUCAAGCUCAGGAAGCAGCACAACCAGCAGCAGCGGACGCUGAUUCUCACACACACACACACACACACACACACACGUGUGACGCCUUCAUACUGACGGCCGCUGAACAGACUCGACACGACAGCGACCGCUCAGCAUCGCCAAACACAAACACACCUGACAUGCACUGCCUCCACGAGACACAUCAGCUGCUGGAUCAGCAGCGCGUCAUUACCUCAGUCAUUACCUCCACCCUCCUGCAGCCGUUGCACAUCCUCCAGUCACUCGCUGUAGCAUCCUGGGUAAAGCGCACAUGAGCUUCUGUCACUGUAAUAUGCAAUCUCACUCACAAACGCCUGUGAAGUAGCUGCCGAACGGCACACGACAGUCUUCCAUCUUCAUGAUUUUUCACCCUUUUGUUUUGAGUAUGAGCACUUUUACUCUAACUAUUAAACAGAAGUCAGAUUUUAGACUAGGUAGAUGUCAAGGACUGAAAUCUGACCCCAGACAUUUUAUACAGGCCCCAGACACUGCCAUCUUAUUCCACGGGUACUAUUUAUGACUUUAUUGUGUUGCUUUAUUUCAUAGUGUGCUAAUCGUUCAUGCUUUGUACUCAUACCGCACUGUCAGAGCAGAAACGAGUCCUGAUGACGUGACUCAAGAGCCAGAGCUUCCUCACAUGGUCCUUCAUCACGAGCUUCCAUUUCUUACUGAGAACCUUUGGCUUCUGUAUGCAAAGAUGAAGCUGAGAGUGCUUUUUCUGUUGUGUAGCAAAAUAAAUGAACAAUGA